Messenger RNA from Corylus avellana, 1654 nucleotides. NCBI's taxonomy places the organism in Eukaryota, Viridiplantae, Streptophyta, Magnoliopsida, Fagales, Betulaceae. The record is from RefSeq and is a predicted model, not a curated record.
GAUCGACGCGUAUGGGCUAAAGAUAAACAAAUCUCCAUUAUCCUCAAAAUUCAACCAUCAUCCCCCACCACUAGUGAAAAGAAGUGGUCUCUUGCAUCAGCCUUCCCCCAUCUUCAUUUCUUUUCUCUCUCCCUGUAGCCUGUUCAACAACCACCCAAUCUUCCUCUCUCUCUCUCUGCGAUUUUGAUGAUUUCUUUGUUUGAACAAUCAAAUCGAUUUGUAUGAUAUGGGUUUGCUUCAUAGAAAGCUGACAGAAGGAGCAGCCAAUUCAACCUGGGAUCCGAUCUGUCAAUUACCAUGUUCUUCAGCUCCAAGCGUUUGUCCACCACAAUGUCUCGCUUUCUGCCCUCUAAGCUGCUUAAAUGUUUACUCAUCUUCGAUCCCUCCAGCAAUUAUUCCCUCCACGUUGAAUGAAGAAUCAGACAAACCCCACAAGAUCUCUCCCUUCUUGAUCGCCACGCUUACACUUCUCGCCGCCGCCGUUCUGGUUGUUUGCUGUUAUGCCAUCUAUUCAAGGUUCUAUUUACGCCGGCGGAACUCAAGCCGGACGGUGCCGCUGCAGCGGCAAACGGAGGCGACCCACGACGAGUUUCUUGACGAAGAUGAUGGUCCGGUGGCGGUGGUGGACCAUCCGAUCUGGUACAUCCGCACCGUCGGUCUCCAACCGUCGGUCAUCAAUUCCAUCACGGUGUGCAAGUAUAAAAGCGGCGAAGGUAUUGUUGAAGGAGCAGAGUGCUCUGUUUGCUUGAACGAGUUUCAGGAAGAUGAGACUCUUCGACUUUUGCCGAAGUGCAGCCAUGCUUUUCAUCUUCCCUGUAUUGAUACGUGGCUUAGAUCGCACACCAAUUGCCCCAUGUGCCGUGCGCCGAUCGUUAAAAGCACAGUCCAGUCGCCGUCGCCGGAACCAAAUGUGGAAAAUUCCAGUCAAGGCGAAGAAACCCAGGUGGGAAAUUCGCAGAGGAGUGGCGGAUCCGGUGGAGAAACAGUUGAUGAAGUUCGUGAGCUAAGGAUUGUGAUAGAGGAGGAAGCUGAAUCAGCCGUUGAAAGAUGUGAGAAUUCGAAUGAAGAAGUAACCGGCAUACAGCCGAUGAGAAGAUCAGUUUCUAUGGAUUCUUUGUCAGCAUCAAAGAUCAGUCGUGCUGUUGCCAAUAUUCUUCCUGUCAAAUCUGAUGGGAAUUCAGAUACCCGAUUGGUAAAAUCGAUCGAAUCAAAUACAAGAAUCGUUCCAAAGAGAGUAGAAGGGAAUCAGAUUUCGAUGAGAUCAUCGGGUUCGGGUAGUUCUUCAAAAGGAAGAUCUCUGCCAAAUGGGCCUCUUUUCAUGAGGAGAUCGUUUUCCGGUAGCUUUGGCACGGUUUUCCGAAGCUUUUGAAAUUUUCGUGGAAUCAGGUGAGGUGAGUUGCCUGAAAAACUCAUAUCUGAAAAGCUCUCAACAAGCUGAGGGUUUACAGAAUUUUCAUCAAUAAUGUAAUAUAUUUAUAUAAUCAAAGUGUAUAGUGACAGGAGGAAAUUGAGAUUGAUCCAAAAAUAGGAUUCAUCUCAGGCGCAAUGAUUUCAUUCUAUAUAUAUAUAUAUAUAUGAUCCAAAUUAUGUAACGAGUAUUUUAUACUCAAUUUGAUCAUCCAUACAUAUAUACUGCCGCCACUGCUUUUACUGC